CCCUCCAGACCCGGCAGCGCUCACCAACGGGGCCGGCCCCUCGCUCCCGAGCGCACCUUUCCCCGCUCCGCCUGGCACUGCGGGAGGGGAGCGCUGAGCUCCGCGGCCGCCUCCUGCUCUCUGCCCGGCCCAGGGAGCGGCGGGAGCCCAGGCGGCGGCAGCCCCUGGCCCUCAGCUCCCGGCGGGGAGCCGGCCCCUUCCCGCGGGGGGCGGCAGCGCCAACCCUGCCGUGUGACAGCCGGGGGGGGACGCUGCUGCCUCGGGGAGCCCGGCUGCGGCUGCGGCGGCUGCAGCCAUGUGUUUCUCCGCCUGCCCGUGACACAAUAACACGGGAAGCGGCGCGGGGGGGAUCCGAGCCUGCCGAGGGGAAAAGUGACCUGCCCCGCUCAGGCCGGCGGCGAUGGAGGAGGGCAUGAGCAGCAUGCAGCAGAAAGCGGCGGAGCUGGAGCACAUGGCCGAGGUCCUGCUCACCGGCGAGCAGCUCCGGCUCCGACUGCAUGAAGAAAAAGUCAUUAAAGAUCGGCGACACCACCUCAAGACAUACCCGAACUGCUUUGUUGCCAAAGAGCUGAUCGACUGGUUGAUUGACCAUAAGGAGGCCUCUGACCGAGAGACGGCAAUUAAACUGGUGCAGAAAUUACUGGAUCACAGCAUUAUCCACCAUGUCUGUGAUGAGCAUAAGGAAUUCAAGGAUGUCAAACUGUUCUAUCGCUUCCGAAAAGACGAUGGGACGUUUCCCCUGGACAAUGAGGUGAAGGUGUUCAUGAGAGGACAAAGACUGUAUGAAAAGCUGAUGAGUUCUGAAAAUACUCUUCUGCAAGCCAGGGAAGAGGAAGGAGUCAAGUACGAACGGACCUUUGUGGCAUUGGAGUUCAUUGACUGGCUGAUCCAGGAAGGAGAGGCCACGACGCGGACUGAAGCAGAGCAGCUUGGCCGCAGACUUUUGGAGCAUGGGAUUAUACAGCACGGUGAGAAGUUUUUGCCAGUGUCCAACAAGCACCAUUUUAUGGACAGCAACUUGCUUUACCAGUGCAGAAUGAAUUUCCGCCGCCGCCGGCGAUUAAUGGAGCUCCUCACUGAGAAAUCUCGCUUGAUGCCAGAAAGCCACGACAGCCCGUUUUGCCUGCGCAAGCAGAACCAUGACAACAGAAAACACACCAGUUUUCUCUCAGUGAGUCCCACCAAGGAGAUAAAGAUCGUAUCAGCAGUACGGAGAAGCAGCAUGAGUAGCUGUGGCAGCAGUGGGUAUUUCAGCAGUAGCCCAACACUCAGCAGCAGUCCCCCAGUGCUCUGCAACCCCAAAUCUGUCUUAAAGAGACCUGUGACUGCUGAUGAGCUCUUGAUGCCUGGAGCCCCAUAUGUCAGAAAAACCUUUACGAUUGUGGGCGACGCGGUGGGCUGGGGCUUUGUGGUGCGGGGCAGCAAGCCCUGCCACAUCCAGGCUGUGGACCCCAGUGGGCCAGCAGCUGCGGCUGGCAUGAAGGUUUGCCAAUUUGUUGUAUCUGUCAACGGCCUCAACGUUCUCCAUGUGGAUUACAGGACAGUGAGCAACCUCAUUCUGACUGGCCCUCGAACAAUUGUGAUGGAAGUCAUGGAAGAAAUAGAGUCCUGAGAAGGAAAAAAACCUCUUACUGGACAUAGUUGUGAGAGAAACAGUGGCAACCAUGGAGCGGCAUGACACAAGGAGGCAGAACAUUGCUGUGUCUACAUAGAUGAUUUUGCUUUUAGGGGAGGGGGGCUCUCUUUCAUUUAACAAUAAUAGCACUGGUGAUUAUGCUAAGAAGUGAACAAUAGAUACCAGCGUGUUUCCACUUUUUUUUUCCCUAUGGAGACAAGGUUAAGGCCUUUAGGUUGUUUGUCCAGCUAUGUCUGCAUCGGUCACAAUGGUUUCCUACCUGAAGAGGCUGUGCAGAUUUCAUCACAGUCCAUCGCCGGAUCAAAGCACUUGAAGAGAUGAAAGAACCAAACACUGUGGGGUCAAGAUGACACAGAUAGUCUGCAUGACAUUUACAUUGGUAAACAUCAUCCUGGUGUCCAGCUUUGUCCCAGGAGCAUGUGCUGCUGCAAUUUGUCUCUCCUUGGGCUGAGGGACAGCUGACUAAAUGCUAGCUUGAUUGCAAUCAAACAGAAACAAACUGCAAAUGCAUGAAAAUGGGUAUCCAUUCUCUGUAGAGGAUACUCUGAGAUGAAUGUUUGGGCCUGAUCGAAUACGCAGAUUAGUCUAGAAAGAAAAAUUAUGCAAAUGGAAGAGCGUGCGGUACUUUUACAAAAUCUGCCUUUGAAAAUUGGGCUUUUUUUUGUUUAGAUGCUCAUGUAUAAAACGUUGAUUUUGGUUUAUUUCCUUAUCUGUAAAGGAAGGGUGUCUUGGCCUUGCAGUUCACCACUUUGGAGAAAUUUUGGGCACCUUUGUUCCUAGAAGUAGAAUAUUUGGCAGGUUGAAGUGGGAAAUUCACAGGGUUGACAUUAGCAAUGGUACAUCCAUCCAAGUACAUCCAAGAAAGUACACUUCAAAUUGAAGCAAUGUACUUGAAUGUACAUUAAGCUUGUUAGCACUUUCCAAUCAUUGAAUGUUUUGCAAACUACCAACUUGCCAUGAGUUGCAUUUGUCACUAUGACUAAUAAAACAUUGCAUUUAACUGA
Messenger RNA from Pezoporus occidentalis (night parrot), 2640 nucleotides. It is a transcript of the gene DEPTOR, whose product is annotated as DEP domain containing MTOR interacting protein. The coding region runs from base 401 to 1612 and encodes 403 amino acids. Gene Ontology annotation, molecular function: protein binding. NCBI's taxonomy places the organism in Eukaryota, Metazoa, Chordata, Aves, Psittaciformes, Psittacidae. The transcript has 10 exons. The record is from RefSeq and is a predicted model, not a curated record. Gene Ontology annotation, biological process: negative regulation of TORC2 signaling; negative regulation of protein kinase activity; intracellular signal transduction.